Molecule: messenger RNA, 1387 nt
Organism: Pipra filicauda (Wire-tailed manakin)
Lineage: Eukaryota; Metazoa; Chordata; Aves; Passeriformes; Pipridae
Gene: SMIM15
Product: small integral membrane protein 15
Exons: 3
Coding region: 197-421 (74 amino acids)
Source: RefSeq, a predicted model, not a curated record
CCGCGGGGCCGUCCUAUCCACGCCGCGGGCGGGCUCUGUUACCCCACUCCCGCCCGGCCUGGGCGGGGCGGCUCAGCUGCCUCUUUCCUGUUUCCGCUCGGAACCCCGGAGACGUCCAGGGCCGCGGGACCUCGGCGCCGCCCUUGCGCCGCUCGGCAGGCCCGGAGCGUGCCCUGGGCCCAGAAGAACAGAAAAGAUGUUCGAUAUUAAGGCUUGGGCUGAGUACAUCGUGGAGUGGGCUGCAAAGGACCCCUAUGGCUUUCUUACCACGGUGAUCUUGGCCCUUACGCCGUUGUUCGUGAUCAGUGCAGCACUUUCAUGGAAGCUUGCAAAAAUGAUUGAGGCCAGGGAGCGAGAGCAAAAGAAGAAACAGAAACGCCAAGAGAACAUUGCAAAAGCCAAACGAACAAAGAAGGAUUAAAUGGGCAAAAAUGACCUGCCGUGCGCAAAGAAUCCACUUUUUAAAUGAAACACUUGUAUGUUUUGUGUUGUAACUGUCCUUUGAUACUUGAUCCUGUUAUUUCUUGAAGUAUGAAAUUUAAUACUUUGAGUGUAUUUUUUUUCCUGAUGAUUUGUGUUCAAAUUUGCCCAAGUGACACUUACUAAAUCUACUACUUGUGGUUUCUAGUGCAGGUUGCUUUUCUAAAUUUUCAUGUUAUGUUAAAAAAUUACCGUGUUGCGUGACUCUGGAGGUAAUUUGUUUUUCCCCUUAGCUGAGCUAUGACUUAACAAGUGUCUUAAAGUUGUCAAAUUUAGGGGAAAAUGUGAAUAAUAAACUGGAUUACAGAAAUGCAUGUUUUGGCAUACCUUCAGCAGAGUCGUAGAGAUAACUGUAGCUUAAUUAGAUAGCAGAGAUGACUGAUUUCCUUUAAGGACACUGUAUAUGGCUGCGUGUGCCUGUAAUGGCUGCUGCAGUGUCUUUGAUGGUGGGGCUUCCCUGCAAAAAUAACCUACCUUAGCUCUUCCUGUUUCCUGAACUACCAGCCACGAACAGCCUUUAAAUUCAGCCCAAACUCUAGGAAACUGAUUGCUUGUUCUUGUUAGCUUCAUUUGUCUUAAGGCACUCAUCAUGUUCUACAAAAUUCAGUACUAUGUUGUUUGGUCUUUCCUAACAAUCACCUGUAACUAAUUUGUUUCUGCCUUCAUAAAUUCUUCACGCCUCAAAGAAUAGCCAUAAACGGGGUGACACCAAAGACCCAGCUGGCCUAGUGUUCUAUGUCCUAGUGACCUGUAGCACAUGGCUGUGGGAGGACAGUGCACAUGCUGGUGACAGUAGUUCUUCCUACUUUCUGACCUGGCUACCUUUGAUCUAGGACCUUUGAGUUUAGGUGGAAUUCUUGUUCUCAUAGCCCUUGAAACUCUGCUGCCUUACAGGUUGCAAAAUGCU